AGUGAUUGGGUUAGAUUUGGGCUAGUUUUGAGGAUCAAUUGGACGGGUUUUGUUGUGAAAACCUGGCAACCAAUGUAAAAAUUUAACUUGUACAUAGCAGAACAGCAGUUUCAGCUGCAGUGUUGCAUUUCUUUAUAAACUUGGCUUCUUUAUAAAUGUGGUCCAAACGCCCAGUUUUUUGGUCAACACCCUUGGUAUUACAUCUGAAAUAUUAUUGGUGUAUUUCUAAUAGUUGAGUGAACACGCCUGCUAUUAUUUCAGUCCAGGUUCAGUCACAUUCCCUAACAUGUUGGGACUGGAAUGCAAAAUGAUGCAUUCGCUCACUUUCACAAGGCCGUUUCCCGUUUUCUCUCUCUCUCUCGAUCAUUCAUUUUGUGUUUAUAUCUUGAUGGUGUUACAUGGCAUGUGACGACUCUUAUACCGUCCUCAUCACCCCUCUCCAGAACAGCCUCUACAGCCCUGAUGCUCUGCACUGCUUCCACUGGCUGAAGAGACGUAGAGCUCUGGAAAGACAAAAGGACGUUCUGUGGGCUGGACUGCAGGUUGUGGAACAAACACAGCUGUGGUACCAGAAUCGCCUGCAGCUGAAUUUACAAAGGCACGUUAGCUUUGGCAUGGGAGACUUGGAUGGGGAGGGAAGGUGGUCCUGCGCUCUACGGUCUUGUAUGCAGCGUGUUAAUGGGAGCCUGGGUAGUUUGAUGAGCGACUCCUGUAUGUGGAACAAUCUGGCCCUAGAAGAGAGCGGAGGUUCCGAUUGGGACCUGCGGUGGAGCAAUGCCACACUGGUCAAGGAAGUUAAUCGACGGAAUCAACAGAUUUCCAAGUUGGAGCUUGAGAAGGCGCAACUACUUCAGCAGCUGGUGUCUUACCGCACAUCUGAUCCGCACAAACAUCCGCAUAUUUACAACAAAGGAGUUUCAAUCAAAUCGAACAGUGAACUGUAAAUCGUUAAAAUAAAUUUAAAAAGACUGAAUGUAAAAAAAUUAUUUAAGCUCUGUUGCAACCUGUCUUCCAUUAUUUAGCAGAAAGAGACCUAUAAAAGAGAAAGGGACCUAUAUACUUUUAAGUUGUUUUUUUCCCCCAAAAUAUUUGUUGAUACACGUGAUUUGCAUGAGAAUUAUACUUGUACAUGUUUUCUCUGUUAAUGUAGACGAAAUGUGUGAUGAAUGUAAUUAUGCUGCUGUCUUUGUUAAUGUUUUAAACUGGUUAUCUAUAUAUAAAACCUUAAAAGAAAUUUUUUAUUUAGAUGUAAGUGUGACUUUGUGAUCUGAUGUUAUAUCUGAAAUGAAAUUAAGUAUCUUGUGAGAGGAUCAACCAAAAGCUUCUACAAGAUUUGAAAAUCCAUGACCACAUAAUUUGAAAGAAUAAAAACCAAUAAAAAAUAAAAACCCAAAUUUCCCAUUUAUCCUAUAAUCUUAACCAAAAAAUGAUGCACCUUUUGAUGGAAAACCAUCACAAUGAUUAUUUCCAUUGAGAGGUGCAUCAUUUUUUGAUCAAGAUCUUGUAUUGACAAUGCAACAUCCCAAAGACUCAAUGAAAUUAAUGUCUGGACUCAGAGGUGCCAAUUCAUGUGUGGAAAUGAUUCUUCAUGCUCCCUCCCAACAAUUCUUUCACAAUUUGAGCCUGAUGAAUCUUGACAUUGUCAUCCUGGAAUAUGGCCAUGAUAC
Megalobrama amblycephala (Wuchang bream) is the source of this 1667-nucleotide messenger RNA. RefSeq names its product suppressor APC domain containing 1 (gene sapcd1). The transcript is spliced from 4 exons. The coding region runs from base 399 to 944 and encodes 181 amino acids. Lineage: Eukaryota; Metazoa; Chordata; Actinopteri; Cypriniformes; Xenocyprididae. The record is from RefSeq and is a predicted model, not a curated record.